GAGAAAGGCUCGGAGGACAGAAGAAAAGAGAGAGAGAGAGAGAGAGAGAGAGAGAGAGAGAGUGCAGAGUUUGGCCCUAUUACGGGGGAAGGUGAUGGAUUUUCAGAGCGCGAUGGAGACCUUCGCCGAAGCCUGGGUGGCUGCCAACACGAAAAACGAUCAGGUUCAGAGCCAGGCCCUGGCGCUGACCCACAAGGCCUCACCGCCCUCGCGGCCCAACAGCAGCGAGCCUUCGCUAUCCAGGAGUCCCCCAUCCGGACAACAGCCACAGCAACAACAGCAACAGCAACAGCAACAACAGCAGCAACAACAGCAGCAGCAACAGCAGCAGCAACAGCAGCAGCAGCAGCAGCAGCAGCAGCAGCAGCGGGAGACACAGGCCCUGGCCCGGGCGCACCAGCCGAGUCCGACUCCGAUCGGUGCCCACCAGGUCCAGACGCCGGCCACUGUAGCCCAACCCUACGCCGCUCACAAUCAGCACCUCAAGCAGGAACUCGACCCCAGCCCCAAGCAAGAGGGCUUCGAUCUCAGCAAGACCGCCACUGCCAGCGGUAAGAGUCUUCCAGUCCAUUGCGUCGUCGAGGCGAUUCACAGCAUCGUGGAGACGCGAUCGAGCAGCGCCCGAGAAAACUGGCGGCGACCGCACAUAGAAAUGGACACUUACGUCUUCAUCCCGGCAAAUAUGCCCUUUCAGGAUCUGGUUGGCGAGGCUCUGAUGCGCCUGAGCUACUCGAACGACCUGAUUUUGAGCGCGCGGGGCUGCAUCGUGAUCAGAAACUGGAAGCCUCUGCCGACGGAUAAGGUCGCGGACGGGCCGCUGCUCACCGUCGGCGACAUACUCGCUGAGCUCAUCAAUCUCGCGACCCUCAAGAUCCAGGUGUACAGGUCGAGGCCACCACCGCCCACGCCCGCCGCCGAGGUCCGCGACAAAUUGCUGAGGCUACUACUGCUGCGCAGCCACGCGGUUCUCAUCGCAGCUGGAUGUCCCCUCGACGAGCCGACUCUCUCCUCACUCUGUCGCGGCGGCAACGACCUCACCGAGGAGACCCAACGCAACUUCGAGUCCUGGCUGCAGCAGCAGCACCUCGGCCUCGGCCUCAAUCCUCUGCUGCAGCCGAGCGCUAACCACCACCAUCACCACCAUCACCACCAGCAUCGAAGCCAGUCGCCCCAGGCGUCGGAGGCGAGCUCGCUCCCGGGAGGCGUCUCUACCUCAGCCCUCGGCCACCACCACCCAGGCCACCAUCCGGGGCUGCUGCCCUUCUCGCACAAGUCGCGCAUGCGCACGAGCUUCGAUCCGGAGCUCGAGCUGCCGCGGCUCCAGCGCUGGUUCGGCGAGAAUCAGCAUCCAACGCGCCAGCAGAUCCAGCACUACGUAAACGAGCUAAACGGCCUCGAGUCGAGGCGCGACCGCAAGCCCCUGCACGUCAACAACGUCGUCUACUGGUUCAAGAACGCGAGGGCCGCCCAGAAGAGGGCCGAGACCAGGGGCGUCAACGGCUACAGUCCCCCGGGUCUCAGUCCACGGGGCGCCAGUAACGUCAGCGAGGACUGCAGCGACGAGGAGGACGACUCCAGGCUCCAGUCGACGUCGCCGUCGCCGUGUCCGGCUGCUAGUCCACCGAUCGGUCCGCUCUCACUGACGACUCGUCCGGAGGAUCAACAGCAGCAGCAACAGCAGCAGCAGCAGCAGCAGCAGCAGCAACAGCAGCAACAGCAACAGCAACAACAGCAGCAACAGCAGCAACAGCAACAACAGCAUCAGCAGCAACAGCCGCCGUCGUCGGGUUCGUUGAAGCAGGAGGAGCUAGGCCGCGCCGUGUCCUCGGGCUCGGACGACGACGAGACGAGCCCGACGGGGCCACUGCCCGGCUUCUCCCUCGUACCCAGCCCCAUGUUCAGUCACAGCGUCAUGUACAUGUCGCACUACCUGUCGCCCCGCGGGCCCGCCGGCUGUCCCACCAGUAUGCUCGACGAAAGGAGAAAGCGCAACAGGACCUUCAUCGACCCGGUCACCGAGGUGCCCAGGCUCGAGACCUGGUUCACGCAUAACACCCAUCCCAGCCACGCGCUCAUCCUGAAGUACACGGAGGAGCUGAAUCGUAUGCCCUACCGGCAGAAGUUCCCCCGGCUCGAGCCCAAGAACGUGCAGUUCUGGUUCAAGAACCGCAGGGCCAAGUGCAAGCGCCUCAAGAUGGCCCUCUUCGACGGGGAGUCGCCCCAGGCCCAUCCGUAUCACGCGGAGUAGCGGCCACGGCGGCGUCGGAGCCCACGCGGGGCUCCUCGGUUCCCGACCCUCCGCACGGGCUCGACGAACGAAAUACUCAAUUGCGCGUAGAGUUGGCGGGCGGACGCGCACCGAGCGCUCGGCCUCGGCCGCCCAGCCAUUGCCCAGGAAAGGUAUAUAACCUUCGUUGUAACUACGAGGAUUAAUUCGUACACAACUAAUAUUAUUGUCACAUUAUAUGUAAAUA
This is a messenger RNA of Ceratosolen solmsi marchali, 2474 nucleotides long. RefSeq names its product SATB1_N and homeodomain domain-containing protein dve (gene dve). The record is from RefSeq and is a predicted model, not a curated record. Gene Ontology annotation, biological process: regulation of transcription by RNA polymerase II; chromatin remodeling. Gene Ontology annotation, molecular function: DNA-binding transcription factor activity, RNA polymerase II-specific; RNA polymerase II cis-regulatory region sequence-specific DNA binding. The coding region runs from base 95 to 2248 and encodes 717 amino acids. Lineage: Eukaryota; Metazoa; Arthropoda; Insecta; Hymenoptera; Agaonidae. The transcript is spliced from 8 exons.